Oldenlandia corymbosa var. corymbosa is the source of this 957-nucleotide messenger RNA. The record is from the annotation of a GenBank genome assembly. NCBI's taxonomy places the organism in Eukaryota, Viridiplantae, Streptophyta, Magnoliopsida, Gentianales, Rubiaceae.
AUGGAAGAAGUGCACGAGGAAUUUAAUAAAAUCAGUUUCAAUGGUAGCUAUACCCUAGGGCUUAUGAACCCUAGGCAUGUGUUGAUCCAUUUUGAGCAGAAAGAUGACUGCCAAUGUUGUUGGAUAAGGACGUUCUGGAAUAUUGGAGGGUUCUCAAUGAGAAUCUUGAAGUUGACUCCGGGUUUCCGAUUUGAAGAAGACCCGCCGGUGGUGCCUAUUUGGGUGUCUCUUUAUGAUUUACCUAUUGAAUUUAUGCAUCCGGAGGUGAUUUAUUCGAUGGCGACUUCUUUGGGUCAGCCAUUGAAGGUUGAUACGCCUACUUUGAACAUGACUAGCCCCUUUGUUGUGCGGUUUUGUGUCGAAGUCGACCUUACCAAAGAUUUGCCCAAAUCGGUGAGGGUUGGGAAGAAGGGUCGUAAACAUGAGCAAUUAUUUACCUUUGAGCAUGUUCCUUCUUACUGCGUUAAGUGUAGCAAGAUUGGUCACAAGGAUUCGGAAUGCCGGAUUGGAAAGUCGAUUCUGCGGAGUGACGAUGUUGAACCCUCACUUGGGAAGAAGAAGGGAAUUAAACUAGCUCCGUCGAAACCUAAGUUGGCUCUCAAGCGAGGUAAUGAAAAGCAUGGUUUGGAUGUGGAUACUCUGAAUUUAAAUCCUUUGAUUGCUAAAGGAAUUGAACUGGUAGCUAGGGAGUCGUCUGGUCCUUCAUCGCCACCUGCGGAAACCCUAGGCGCACGCACUCUCGAGGCCGAAGUUAUGGAAACCCUAGAGCAGCGACGGGUUGAAUCGACUUCUGGUUUGACUGUGAAGGAGAAGGAGCUGACCUUGAUUAAUCUCCAGUCGUCUCCUAAGAGGAAUGAGGUGGUUCCUCAAUAUGUAGUUAACCCUAUUCCUCCGCAAUAUGAAAAUAAAUUUUGGUGCUGCAAGAUGUGGAUGAUGGUGAUGUUGAAUUAUCUCUAG